Molecule: messenger RNA, 586 nt
Organism: Bactrocera oleae (olive fruit fly)
Lineage: Eukaryota; Metazoa; Arthropoda; Insecta; Diptera; Tephritidae
Source: RefSeq, a predicted model, not a curated record
AUAAAUGCGGAAAAUUAUGAAGACGAUGAAUUGCUGACUGCUAUUCGUAAAGAUCGGAAUUACACAUUUGAAGAUGAAAUAACUUGUUCUAAGUCAUGUUUACCAGAUUUUGAAAGUAAGCUGAGAUCGUUCUACACCGAGCAUUUACAUACGGAUGAAGAAAUUCGACUGGUUUUGGAUGGUUCUGGAUAUUUCGAUGUCAGAGAUGCAAAAGAUGAUUGGAUUCGCAUCGCUGUUAGCAAAGGAGACUUAAUAAUCAUACCAGCCGGCAUAUAUCAUCGAUUUACCUUAGAUAUGGAGAACUAUAUCAAGGCAAAACGAUAUUUUGUGGGUGAACCAAUUUGGCAACCAUACAAUCGACCAUCUGAUAAUAUGGAAUGUCGUCAAAAAUAUUUAAGUCAUCAAGCAAACGGAUUUGGACCAAUUACUAAUAUUGAAUAAAUUGAUGAGUUAUUUUAUAUUUAGUUUUUUUUUCAACAUCAAAUAAACAGUUCAACUUUAAAAACAUAAAUAGUAUGAAUAUGAAAUAAUGCAUUUACUUUUUGCUCCAAAUAAAAUUCACAUAAUUUUCUUUGUACUUAUAAAA